This is a messenger RNA of Tetrahymena thermophila SB210, 1659 nucleotides long. Its product is annotated as plasmid maintenance protein. The transcript has a single exon. The record is from RefSeq and is a predicted model, not a curated record. Gene Ontology annotation, biological process: GPI anchor biosynthetic process. NCBI's taxonomy places the organism in Eukaryota, Ciliophora, Oligohymenophorea, Hymenostomatida, Tetrahymenidae. Gene Ontology annotation, molecular function: alpha-1,2-mannosyltransferase activity. Gene Ontology annotation, cellular component: endoplasmic reticulum membrane.
AUGAGCUAAGUUUAAAAUAGAAAUAUUUAAGAUAAAGGUGCUUCUACUUAAAACUAUGAGAAGCUAAGAACUUCAGAGCUUUAAGUUGAUAUUGAUUAGUAUAAAGAUUAAUAAAAAGAAAAUUCUAAAUUUAGCGAAUAUCUUAGUAAUCUAAAUUUUAAGCAGCACUUUAUUUUAUUUUACAUCUUUAGGUUAAUAAAUUGCUCCUUAAUCAACAAUUCAUGGGCAGCUGAUGAAUAUUGGUAGUCAGCAGAAGUUGCCCAUAGAAAUGUUUUCGGAUAUGGAAAUCUCACUUGGGAAUGGUAAAUUGAGAAACCUAUUAGAUCUCCAGUUAUUAUGCUUAUGGUUUAAAUGCUUUACAGUUUGUUAAAGGUUCUAAACUUGGAUACCCCUGAUUUGGUUGCUUAUUCACCUAUGUUAAUUAGUGCCUUUAUAGCUUCUAUAUAUGAUUUUUACCUUAUUAAAUUAGUUCAAAUUUGUCUAGGAAAGAAAUUUGUUCUUCCUUGCUUGAUAAUUAAUUAAACUCUUUGGUUCAAUUUGAUUGGAAUGCCUAGAUUACUUGCUAAUUCUUUAGAAACGUGUCUAUUGGUUGUUUCUUUUUACUACUACCAAUCUUCAAUUUUAAAUAAAAGUUCUUACGAUGAUUAUAUUUCCAGAGUUGUUGUUAUCAUUAACUUUGUAACAAAACCUACAUCUAUUAUUCCUUUCAUUUUUAUUUGGCCUAUAACACUAUUGACUAUGUAAGGAAAUUUAAAAAAGAAAUUUAACUACUUAGUCUUAAAUAUUUUUACUGUCAUUCUAAUGAUAGCAUUUUCCAUUUUAUUAGAUUCUCUCUAUUAUCAAAAGUUAACAUGGACUGCUUACAACUUUUUUGAAUUUAAUAUCCUAAACAAGCUCAGUAAUUUGUACGGAACUUAAGAUCCAUUCUUUUAUUUGUGGGCUGUUAUCCCUAAAUACUAUCAUGCAUCUCUUCCACUAAUAUUUUAUGGACUCAUAAAAUAUUACUAGCAUGUUAAAAAAAGUUAAAAUAGCUACUUUAUUAUUUAUUCCUUCUUUGUUUUACUUGCUCUUUACAGUAAAAUUGAUCAUAAAGAAGAUAGAUUUAUACUUCCAUGCAACAUUGGUUUAACUAUUUUUGUAGUUACAGCAUACACUUAUUUACCUUUCUCUAAAAUAAAAAAAUUGCUACUGGCCAUUUUUAUUUUAGUAAACAUAAUUCUUUUUGUUUACGAAGGUCAAAAUAAUUAAGCUGCAGGUUUCAAAGUUAUGAACUAUUUAAGAAAUCAAGGAGAUAAAGUAAAAUCUAUCUAUAUGUUUACAACUUGUAAUUAAACACCAUUUUAUUGCUAUUUGCAUAAAAAUAUUCCUAUGCAUUAUCCUGAAUGCCAUGCUCUCGAAAGAGUAAAGGGUGAAUAUGAUAAUUUAACACUCUUUAAAUAGCCCGAGAACUUUAUAACUGAAAGACUUAAUCAGUAUGAUCCUUCACAUUUAAUAGUAUUGAGUUACUUCUUAGAAAUCCCUUCAGUAAACUAGAUAUUUUAAGAAAGAGGCUAUUAAGAAGAAUACAGAUAAUUCCAUGAAAGAAAUGUAGGCAUUCCUAUCGGAGAAGUUUAUGACAAAGAUUUAGUAGUUAUGUCAAAAAAAAUACUAAAGCUUUGA